Molecule: messenger RNA, 1659 nt
Organism: Salvia hispanica
Lineage: Eukaryota; Viridiplantae; Streptophyta; Magnoliopsida; Lamiales; Lamiaceae
Source: RefSeq, a predicted model, not a curated record
AUGAGUUAUACAUGUUCUGUGAUUUGCAAUGAUGAAAGUGUAAUGUUUAUGUUCAACAAUGCUCAAAAUUCAAGUGGGUGUAUUGAAUUAUUUGUUGAGUAUUCACCUGUUAGAAGUUCAGAAAUCCCACGAGUUGUUGAUUUUGGUAGUGGAUCAUCUGCGAGGGUUGAACUUUUGAGCUCUGAAUGUGGUAUUGGAUCAUCUGCGAGGGGUGAACAUAUGAACUUUGAUCAUAGUAUGAAUGAGCAUAGAGAUGUUGUAGAUGUUGUUGAUGUUGGUGGUGGAUUGAAUGAUGAGGUAGAUGUAGCAGAUGUUCUUAAUGAGCCAACAACACUAUCUGAUACUGAGCCAGAACCCGAUCUCUGUGAUGGUGAUGGUUCUUCUGAUGAUGGUGAUGGUUCUUCUGAUGAUGAGCUAAUACCAUGUAAACCUGUUGUACAAGGUGAACAACCACUUUCGGAAUACAACACUAGAGGGUUGAAAUUCUUUCGCGAAUUACCAAGUCGUCCUUCUGGAGUAUCUGAUGAUGGUGUUGAUAAUGAACACAUCAAUUUGUAUUGGGAUGGGAAUGAGCUGCAUUGGAUUGUGUUGGGAACAAAAUUUGAUUCGAAGCUUCAUGUGAAGACUGCUAUAACUAUGUGGAGUUUGUGGCAGGAAAAACAGUUUAAGGUCGUCGAGAGCAAAUUAAGAAGGUGGCAUGCCGUAUGCAAAUUUCCUGCAGGAACGACAGCAACAGGUAUUGGCAUCAUCAACACCACCGACGCUAAAAAAGCAAGGGAAUGUAAGUGGGAGGUUUCAGUUACUCAAAGGGCGCAUGACGAUAUGUGGGAAGUUAGAAAGUGGGUGGGGCGACAUACUUGUGUAGGCCAUCGUGCUAACAGAGAUCAUGCUAACUUCUCAUCGGCAAUGAUUGCUCUGUGUAUUCGACAUCAUGUGCGACAAUGUGCCAAUUUCAAGGUCUUCUCAAUAAUAGCUGAUGUUCAAGACAGAUUUGGUGUGUCAAUCAGUUAUAAGAAGGCAUGGUAUGCAAAGAGAAAGGCUAUAGAGUUUGUAUAUGGUGGAUGGGAGGAAUCAUUUAGGCAGUUGCCAAGCUACAUGUUUGAACUCCAGUCACAGAAUCCGGGCACAAUUGUUAAGUGGAAGCACAAUGAGCUGUUGAGUCAGAGAUGUACAAAUGUGUUCAACUAUGUUUUCUGGGCAUUUGGGCCUGCAAUACAUGCUUUCCAGAAGGCUGCACCGGUGUUAACAAUAGACGGGACUCACCUCCGAGGAAGAUUUAAAGGUAAGUUGCUUGUUGCUUGUGGUUUUGAUGCUAACAAGACAUGCUUGCCUAUUGCAUAUGCUGUGGUGGAUGAAGAAACCAAUGACAGUUGGUCGUGGUUUUUGGAUCAUGUAAGAACUCAUGUGGUGAAAUACGAGAGGGAGGUGUGCAUUAUAUCAGAUAGGCAUAAAGGAAUCUUCAAAGCAAUGGAGUCUGAAAUCAUGACAAGAGCCCCGCAGAUACACCACAAAUUUUGUUUGGUCCAUGUGAGGGCAAAUGUGUUGAAGAAGCACAAGGGCCCCAGUUUGAAGGCCAUGAUCUGGAAGUUGGGGGUUAGUACUCAGAUGCCUCGCAUAAAUAAUGAUACAGAAACGCUAAGGCAGCGCUACCCCAACUGA